CCUAGCCAUCGUGGUCAAAGCUUCCCUAUUCGCUGCCCCGGCCCCCAAGCCUCCCACCCGAAUGAGACUGCUGAGGACGGAAAAAACGGAGGAAAUACCAGGGAAAAACAUGGAAAAAAUCAACGAAAACAAAGGAAAGACGGAAAAAUUUAAAAGGGGACAGGUCCUUGUAGUAAGAUUUUAAACGGGUUCGGAUACGGGUAGGGCAAAUUUUGCGGGUACUCUACCCGUUGCCACCCUAGUCUCUCUUCUCCUCUGGGGCCUCUGGGCGGCGCGGCAGCGUGAGAAGCUUGGUGUUCGUUUUUUAAGAGUGACGAGAGUAGAAUUCAAUUGCAAGCAGAAUCAUGUCAGAUAUCGAGGAUUCAGAUAAUGGCAACCAUGCUGAGGAAGAAGGAAGUCUCUCUCUUUCGCGGCGAAAAGCUAAAGAGCAUGUCGAACAGUUGGAAAGACUUAAAGAAAAGGAUCCGGAAUUCUAUCAAUAUCUGAAGGAGCACGACCAGGAGCUGUUAGAGUUUGAUGAUGAAGAUAUUGAUGAGGGUGAAGGAACUGAUUUGGAGGAGGAUGUGGAAUCUCAGCCUACUCAUGAGAGGGAACAGAAACCACAAGCCAAAGUUAUUACAACUGCAAUGGUUGAUUCAUGGUGCAAAGCAGUCAAAGAAAGAGAUAAACUUGGUGCAGUUCGAUGUCUGCUGCGAGCUUUUAGGACAGCAUGCCAUUAUGGAGAUGAUGGAGAAAAUAGUUCAGCACCGAAAUUUAGUAUCAUAUCUAGCAAUGUAUUUAAUAAGAUAAUGGUGUUUGUUCUGAAUGAAAUGGAUGGAAUUCUUCGUGGAAUGUUGAAAGCCCCUGGCUCUGGAGGGAAAAAGGAGACCAUUAUGGAGCUGACAACCACUCAAAAUUGGAAGAAGUAUGGCAGCUUGAUGAGGCUAUAUCUUGGUAAUGCACUUCAUAUAUUAACACAAAUGACAGAUGAACAAAUGAUCUCAUUCACCUUAAAGCGUAUCAAGGCAUCAGCUGUCUUUUUAGCUGCCUAUCCUGCUCUCUUGAGGAAGUAUGUUAAGGUUGCCCUUCACUGUUGGGGUACAGGAAAAGGUGCUCUACCGGUUGUUUCAUUUCUAUUCCUGAGAGAUUUGUGUGUUCGUCUUGGUUCUGAUUGUCUUGAUACAUGCCUUAAGGGAGUAUACAAGGGUUAUGUUUUGAAUUGCAAACUGUCCAAAUCUGUUAGUAGAUCAAAGUUGCAGCACAUUCAGUUCCUUGGAAAUUGUGUCAGUGAACUAUAUGGUCUGGACCCACCAGCCGCAUAUCAACAUGCAUUUGUUUUCAUUCGUCAACUGGCAGUGAUAUUACGAGGUGCCCUCACUGAGAGGGGGAAUAAGGCAGUAAAAGAUAAAAAGAAAGGGCAAAAGCAACAAGAAAGCAGCAAGAGCACAAAGAAACAAGUUGAGAAAGCAUAUCAAAAGGUCUAUGAUUGGCAGUUCAUAUUCUGCCUUGAGCUUUGGACUGGAGUUAUAUGUGCUUACAGUUCAGAAGAUGAUUUCCAACCUUUGGCUUACCCACUUACUCAGAUAAUUUAUGGGGUGGCAAGUUUAGUUCCAACUGCUCGGUACUUCCCUCUUAGGCUGCGGUGUGUAAGAAUGCUCAAUCGUAUUGCAGGCGCCACUGGUACCUUUGUUCCUGUGUCGUCGCUCCUGCUUAGUAUGUUGGAAAUGAAAGAACUGAAUAGGGCCCCUACUGGAGGUGUUGGUAAAGCUGUCAAUUUGCCUAAUGUUAAACAGGUUGACAAGACUACAUUGAAGACACGUGGUUUUCAGGAGGCAUGUAUAUAUUCAGUGGUUGAGGAACUUGCUGAACAUUUAUCUCAGUGGAGCUACUCUGUUGCCUUCUUCGAGUUGUCUUUUAUUCCAGUUGUUCGGCUCCGGAACUUUUGCAAAUCCACCAAAGCUGAUAGGUUUAGACAAGAAAUAAAGGAGCUCAUCCGCCAGGUGGAGGCCAAUUGUGACUUUACAAACUCCAAACGAAUUGGUAUUGAAUUUUCACCUAAUGAUCCUGCUGCAGCAUCAUUUCUCAAGGCUGAAAAGGAAGCUGGGAGCAGUCCUCUUUCAAAAUUUGUUGCUAAGUUGCACCUGAAAGCUCAACAGAGGAUUGAUUCAAUGGUGGAAUCCAGUGUUCUUGUGGGUGCAGAGUCUUCUGUUUUUGCCAGCAGGCUGUCUGAAAUGAGGGAACAAGAUGAUGAUGAUGGGGAUGCUGAAGAAGGUGCUGCUGUGUUCAGCUCAUCCUGGUUGCCUGAAAAGAAAUCUAAACUUAGGGAUGAGAAAAAGAGUUCGAAAAAGCGAAGCCACGAAAAGGAGCAAGAUGUAGGUGGAGAUGAGGAUGUAGUGGAAGAUCUUGUCCUAAGUUCGGAUGAUGAUGAUGAUGAUGAAGAUGAGGCUCCUGAUGGUGGCUUGCCUUCUGAUGAGGAAGACCAUGAGUCAAAGAGUCCAUCACUAAAGCAGGAGAGCGGGAAACGCAAGCUGGCCACCUCACCAAAGCAGAAGAACAAGAAACAUAAGUUGGCUACCACAUCUUCUAAAAACAGAAGCAAGCCACGCCCUAAGAAUAAGUCUAGGAAAGGUGCAAAUAAGUAACAUAUAGUUUGGUAUCUCAGAAGGAGAUUUCUGUUAUUUUACGGUGCAGCAGAGGGGCUGAUCAUUGGUCUUUGGAUGGAUAAACCCAAUUUUGAUGUCAUAGAGCAGAUUGACUUUUUUUUAAAGGCUAUCUGGCCAUGACAGAUUAACUGGUGCAAUCAAUUUUUGCAUAAAGAACCCGUACAUAUCCUGAGGAAUUUUGAUUUGUUAGAGAGAUGCAAGUUUGGAUGCAAUUACCUGAACAUCAUUCGGUAAACAUAUUGCUGCUUUCUAUUGGUGUAUCCAGAUUCAUGAGAUAUGUAUCUUUCGGCACUUCAAAUUAUUAACAGAACUAAUUCAUGUGAUGGUCGUUGGCAAC
Molecule: messenger RNA, 2979 nt
Organism: Elaeis guineensis (African oil palm)
Lineage: Eukaryota; Viridiplantae; Streptophyta; Magnoliopsida; Arecales; Arecaceae
Product: nucleolar complex protein 2 homolog
Biological process (GO): ribosomal large subunit biogenesis
Cellular component (GO): Noc2p-Noc3p complex; nucleolus; nucleoplasm
Source: RefSeq, a predicted model, not a curated record